This is a messenger RNA of Dromiciops gliroides (monito del monte), 3100 nucleotides long. RefSeq names its product CDP-diacylglycerol synthase 2 (gene CDS2). Gene Ontology annotation, cellular component: endoplasmic reticulum membrane. Gene Ontology annotation, molecular function: phosphatidate cytidylyltransferase activity. NCBI's taxonomy places the organism in Eukaryota, Metazoa, Chordata, Mammalia, Microbiotheria, Microbiotheriidae. The record is from RefSeq and is a predicted model, not a curated record.
AUGGGGUUCUCAGAAUUGAACAUAGUAUUCCAGAUGUUGCCUGAAAGGUCAGAGUACAGUGGAACGAAUACUUCCUGCUUGCUGGAUACUAUGCUUCUCAAGAGAGCCUUUAAAAAAGUAUUCACAUUUGGGGGCAGCCAGGGUGAAGACUCAGAGCAAGAGACUGUGUCCGAGGUGCCAGGUCCACACAUGCGAAUGAAGCAACUGAAACCCAUAGAGAAGAAGUGGCCUGCCAAGGUGGAACAUGAACCCAGCUCCUUCAAACUUCAGAUCUGGUGCCCUCCUCAAUAUACUGUCAGACCAGACCUACACAGGAAGUCUGAGGUGGAAACAAAGACAGAGGGGGAGACUGCAGCAGACAGUGAGAGCCGAGCUGAACCUGCACCAAUACCCACCUCUGAUGAUACUCCUGAGGUCUUCAACCGGGCACUGUCAAAAUUGAGUUCCUGGUGGAAAAACUGGUGGGUGAGAGGUAUCCUGACUUUGGCUAUGAUUGUCUUUUUCUUCAUCAUCAUCUAUUUGGGACCCAUGGUUUUAAUGAUGAUCGUGAUGUGUGUUCAGAUUAAGUGUUUCCAUGAGAUCAUCACCAUUGGCUAUAAUGUCUACCACUCAUAUGACCUACCUUGGUUCAGGACCCUCAGUUGGUACUUUCUGCUGUGUGUGAAUUAUUUUUUCUAUGGUGAAACAGUGACUGAUUACUUCUUCACGCUGGUCCAGAGAGAGGAGCCUUUGAGGAUUCUCAGUAAAUAUCAUCGCUUCAUUUCCUUUGCUCUUUACCUAACAGGGUUCUGCAUGUUUGUACUGAGUCUUGUUAAGAAGCAUUAUCGACUCCAGUUCUAUAUGUUUGGUUGGACUCAUGUGACAUUGCUUAUUGUUGUGGACCACAGUCCCUAUCUCAUUAUCCACAACUUGUUUGAAGGAAUGAUCUGGUUUAUUGUCCCUAUUUCAUGUGUGAUCUGUAAUGACAUCAUGGCCUAUAUGUUUGGCUUUUUCUUUGGUCGGACCCCACUCAUCAAGCUUUCUCCAAAGAAGACAUGGGAAGGCUUCAUUGGAGGAUUCUUUGCUACCGUGGUGUUUGGGCUUCUGCUCUCCUAUUUAAUGUCUGGAUACCGAUGUUUCAUCUGCCCUGUGGAGUUUAACAAUGACCCCACCAGCUUCACUGUGGAUUGUGAGCCUGAUCUCUUCAGACUUCAGGAAUACAACAUCCCUUUGGGGAUUCAGUCUGUCCAUUGGCUGAAACAGUUCGGGAUGUAUCCCUUCCAAAUACAUAGCAUUGCUCUCUCCACCUUUGCCUCCCUCAUUGGACCCUUUGGAGGUAUUUUUGCAAGUGGAUUCAAACGGGCCUUUAAAAUCAAGGACUUUGCCAACACCAUCCCUGGCCAUGGAGGUAUCAUGGACCGCUUUCGACUGCAGUACCUGAUGGCUACUUUUGUUAAUGUGUACAUUGCCAGCUUUAUCAGGGGACCCAACCCAAGUAAGCUGAUUCAACAGUUUUUUGACCUUCGUCCGGAUCAGCAGCUUCAACACUUCAACACGUUAAAGGCUCACCUUAUUGACAAGGGGAUGUUGACUGCCAGCACUGAAGACCAGGGGACAACCUAGAAAGAGGACAGUAGGAUCAGAACUGAGCUCUAGGGCAAGUCUUCACGUCAAUCCCAGCUUGUGUGACUUUUAAGACCAUUACAAGACCUCAUUUCACUGUUUUCCUUUUUUUGGUAAAUUUUUUGUGUCUGUGCUGUGGGUUUUAAAGAACAAAGAGCUGUCUAUAUAUACACAUACUGAUAUGUGUAUUUAUAUGAUGUGACUAAGUGCAUAAAUUAGAACUUUGAAUUGGAAGGAAAUCACAGGAGUUAAACCUAUGUGGGUUUAAACAAAAUAAAAUACAAAACCCAUAAUCCUGGGGGCAUCUGUUCCAAGGGUUGUUCUGGUGGAUCCAAGCCCCUUUAAAUUUAACAUUCCUUCUGUCCUGUUUACUUGGAGAUCAGAGCCGCCAAAUACAGACUGAUGGCCACACCAGAGAGUAAACUUUUGCCCAAUGCUGCAGCCUUUCUAGCUAGCCUAAACUCACGGCACAGCUGAACUACUUUGCAGUCACAGAAAGCUUUUACCCAAACCAUUUUCAGUUCACAGUAUUACUCUGAUUGAAAGCAAAGUUGUCUUCUGCUAGAAGGAAAACAUGGUGUCUGACAAAUGCUAUAUUUAUUGAAAAAGCAUCUUAAUGAGAUGACAUUUCAUUUAAGAAUCCCAUUUUGUGUGAAUAUUACUAUAGUUUGAUUAUAACCUUUGCUCAGUGCACCUUAGAAGAUAUCUUUCAGUUUUAAAUUAAAAAGCAAACAAGAAAACCAUGGAGCACGAAAAGUGAUUAAAAAUAAAGUCUGGAGGAGGGAAAUGCCCACAUACCUGUCUGUAGGAGAGAAUACCUAGCCUAAUAUACAGACUUCUCAUAUUAUUAGACUCAAGUCCUAGCUGAAAAUAGUAUUGCUGGUUCUGUUCACUCUUCAGGGAUCAAGUCCCUCAGGUCUGUCUGCUGUAUUUAUUAAGCUGGAGACUUGAAUGCUGCUGAUCAUUUCUGUUGAUUUUGUGUUUUUCUUUGAGCCAAAGAGGAGGGAUUGGCUUCUAGCCCAUGGGCUCUUUGCUUUAUCAUUUACUUGGUUGACUUAAAUUAUACUUGUUGCACUGGUAGUAUCUGUGUAAAUAUUCACCUAUUUGCCUAACUGUUAUGUUUAUCAUCUAAAUGGAACCCUGCUGCAAACUCAGUCUGAGUCCUUGAGAACCUUUUGUACAGUUCUGGAAUACCUUGAUGGUUAAAUACAUAAUCAAUCUCUGACAUGCUAAUGUCAGCCUACAAUUGUCUUUUCCCAGGGGUCUUAAAAAAGAAAGUAAAAAGUUAGUGACAUUUUUUUCUCCCUGAAUAUAGGAUGAAAUUGACAGAAGAGACAAGCUCUCCACCUCCCUGGACAAUCAUCCAGGGCAACCAGGGGUGAUUCUGAAGAACUUGGUAGCCUGAUAGAGGUUGUUCAGAUCACACUGUGCCAGUGUGAUCCACUUUCUCUGUUGAAAAUAGAGAUGUGUAAUCUAAUAUGAUGUAAUUUCCUUGGCA